AUGACCGAUUUUCGCCCGCGGGCUGAAGCCGAGCUUCUCAUUACAAGAACAUGCUAUCUCUCAAACGAUCCCGUCUUCUUCAUAGUCCUCAUCAUCGCAGAGUACAAUUUCAAAGAGGGAGUUAUAUACCUCCAAGAUGGUUUCGCAGGCUCGAGGCUUUACCAGCCCAUGAACUCUAGCCAAUUUAUCCAGAGUUUCGAUAACGAGACGGGUGAAGAAGUUGAAGUCGUGCGCCAAGGCACAGAGCCAGUUCUAUUUCGUGAAGACCAAAGCGAAGUCAUUUUUACGACAGGGAGGCCCAGUAAAUCCUGCGAAAUGCAGUUCAUUACUACUGCUCUCCGACCAGAUAGGAAGUACAGACUGUGCUUCAAACCGACAACCCCGAUUUCGCAUUGGCCAGUCAGCGCGGUGAAUACUUCGACUUCUCUUUCAAGAAGCCCGGGCGGUUUGCUAUCUGCGUCUGAACUUCCUACACCAGCCACACCGACUAUACCCUGGCAGGCCGCCAACGGCAACGACACAAUCAUCUUCGAGACCCGAAGUUCGCGACCAAAGACACCAAAAGUCACCGCCUCUCUAUCAGCACCAUCAACAUACUCUCUCUCCUCUCCCACCAAGAGAUUCGCUUUCACGCUCACGUUCUCGACGGACGCCGCGUAUCCCUUUACAGUCCACGCAGAUCGCGCAUGGGUCAAGUCUCUUCAAUCCGACUUGGCAAUCCUCGACGCAACGUCGCGCUGCAAGCUCGAACCUUAUUUAGAGAUCUGCCGCGACCAUUAUGAGAUCGAAAGAGACGAGUUCGUAAGAUUCGAAAAGACGUACAUCGAACACCGAGAGUUAGAUUUCGGAGGCGGAAAAAUGGACAGAUUGAAGCUUGAGGUUGGCAAAGAGUACAUACUCUGCCAUCUCGGCGGAUCGUGGUGGUGGAUGGAGGAUACGGUCGAGGAGGUCAUGGACUACCUUGCUUCUUGGAGUAGCGCAGGUCUGGAAGUAGGUACGACAAUCGAGUUUCAGGGCGCGGGUGAAGUGAAGUUUACGGUGGUGGAGUGA
Alternaria viburni is the source of this 1050-nucleotide messenger RNA. RefSeq lists its product as uncharacterized. Lineage: Eukaryota; Fungi; Ascomycota; Dothideomycetes; Pleosporales; Pleosporaceae. The transcript has a single exon. The record is from RefSeq and is a predicted model, not a curated record. Bases 1 to 1050 code for a protein of 349 amino acids.